Messenger RNA from Rhagoletis zephyria (snowberry fruit fly), 1841 nucleotides. RefSeq lists its product as uncharacterized. Lineage: Eukaryota; Metazoa; Arthropoda; Insecta; Diptera; Tephritidae. The record is from RefSeq and is a predicted model, not a curated record.
GCCAAUUAUACUCAGCUAGCACAGCGCAAAAAUAAAAAAAGAACCUUUGCCAGCUUCAGGCAUGCGCAAAGCGAAAUUUAUGUACAAGCAAAACAAACAAACACUGUACAUCCUGUAUUGCGUUUGGCAACUGUUUUUGUUUUUUUUUGUACUUCAAAAUGCUGCUUGCUGCGAUAUCGGCACAUGCUCACUGUAAGCUUCUUGGUGUGGCAUACAUACAUACACUGAUCUUCAGCUUUUCCUUUAUUUCAUAAAAAAGUUCGUGAAAAAAGCUGCCGCUGCGCAGCAGAAACCUAAUUUUACAUCGCUGUAGUAGCAUGUAGAAUAAAUAACAGAAAAAAAAUGUCUGUUUCGCUUCAUGCAAAUUCUGCACGAAACAAAACUAAACAAUGUUAUACGAUGUCUCCACGACAAGUGAUUCGCUCUCCUAUUCUUCAUUCGCUCUCUCAUUCGUGAUUGGCGCCCCAAUCAUGAACCGAAUCACGUAAUUCGCCAUACAAAAUUUUGAGAGCGAAUCACUUCAUUCGUAGGUGAUUCAGAUCCAAUCACCAUACGAAUCAUGAAAAAAUCGUUGUCUUCUCUAAUUUUUAUAGAAAACAGAUGUCAAAACACAGACAGCUGCCAAAACAAAGCAAGAAAAAUAAAUAAAGAAUAAACAAUUAAAGAUAAAAUGGAUGCAAAAGUUCAAAUGGUGAAGAAAAUAAUCAUGUCGAGGAGGUUGUUGGCCACAACUAGGGUGAGUGAAGAGGCAAAAGUAUGUUACGGCAUCUCCAGGAUAAGCAUUUGCUGAUUUUGGAGGAAUUGGAUCUUUUGUAUGCUUUGAACGAAUCACUUGGCUCCGGAAGAAGAUUAAUUUGGAAAAAAGAACGAACUCAAUCCUUCUUUGAGAAAGAUUGUCAGAAAGGAGAUGAAGUUUUUUUUAAAAACAACUUCAGAAUUAGCCGACAACUUUUUUAUAAAUUAUGCGAACUACUGCCAGAUCUGCGAAAAAGUGAUACAAAUAUGCGAGAAACGAUACCAUUGGAAAAACGAGUUGCUAUAGCUCUAUAUGCUCUAGGGCCAUCUUCCGAGUAUCGCACAAUCGCAAAUAUGUUUGGCGUGGGAAAGGCAACCGUAUGCAAAAUAUUAUUGGGUUUUUGCAAUGAGGUCUGGAGAGUUUUGGCUCCAAUAUAUUUAAAAAACUUCCCGUUGACAGAAGACAAAAUUAAAGGCUUGGUGCAAGAGUUUGAAACAUAUGGAUUUCCCCAAUGUAUGGGAGCACUUGAUGGAUGUCAUAUUGAGAUUCACCCACCCAAGGAAGACGCUACAGACUACCACAACUAUAAGGGAUGGUAUUCAAUCGUACUGCUAGCAUUGGUGGACGCCAGAUGUCGUUUUAUAUAUGUUAGCUCCGGCAGCCCAGGACGCUGCAACGAUUCUCAAAUUUUUCAGACAUCUUCUCUAAAGCAACAAUUGGAUGAAUGUGUUCUUUCUUUUAAGCGAAUUGAAAAAAAACUAUUUCCGAUGUUGAUGUACCGGUUUUUAUAAUUGGGGACUCGGUAUUUCGGUUAAGUGACAAGCUAAUGAAGCCGUAUCCGUUUCAUAUUUCACAAAGCCGCCAACAAAAGCUCUUCAACUAUAGAUUAUCUAAAUCUCGCAGAGUAGUGGAAAACGUAUUUGGACACUUAAAGGCUCGUUUCAGGCGUAUUGGCAAAGGAAUAGAUAAAAUAAAUGAAAAGUGGAUGCAAGCUUUACAAGUUGUGGAAGCAAACCGCGCGUAUCCUGAAUAUGUAGCGGUACUAGCGGAACAACGAAACAAUCCAGAAAGUAUAAGAAACGCUAUUUCUUCUUAUUUGUGUAAC